Molecule: messenger RNA, 633 nt
Organism: Iphiclides podalirius (scarce swallowtail)
Lineage: Eukaryota; Metazoa; Arthropoda; Insecta; Lepidoptera; Papilionidae
Source: the annotation of a GenBank genome assembly
AUGCUAAUUACUUUAGCGAUCUCACUUACCGUUUUCAAUCUCGUCAAAUGUACGUACGUGAUAUCCGUAUACGGGGACGUGAGAAAAGACGCGAAAUUCUUCACGCAGACAUACCCCUGGGUCAUAGACAAUAUUGGGGGCGAAGUGGUCGUGGACUACUACCUUCUCGGCAGUGGGAGAUACACUGUUCCGCAGAUGUGCGCCUUGAACGAGUUAAGGCUGAAUACGUUCCUGCAAGCGCAGUUCCUGAAGUGCGAAGCUGAGGGUACCCCGAGCGAAAUCUGCCUAUGCGAAACCGGAAUUGACUUGGCGAGGUUCAGACACUGCGUCCUCACAAAAGGCUCUCUCGCUAGCUUCGCAUCCUCAAAAUACAGCCAGCUGGGCAUUGACGCCAGCCCCGUAGUGGAAAUUGGGCCACGGAACACCGUCUUCGAAGUGGAGGCGACUUGGUUCCUGAAGAAGAUCUGCACCAUAUUCGGCGACAACUUGCCGAGGGGCUGCGUCAAACCUUUCGCGUGCAACCACACAGAAAUCGAUUACGACAAUAACAGGUUCAACUACAUUGACUGCGGCAAAUGCACUCACACGUACGAAUAUACAUCAACUACGCCUACCGCAACAUUUUUAGCGCAA